Molecule: messenger RNA, 525 nt
Organism: Penicillium samsonianum
Lineage: Eukaryota; Fungi; Ascomycota; Eurotiomycetes; Eurotiales; Aspergillaceae
Exons: 1
Coding region: 1-525 (174 amino acids)
Source: RefSeq, a predicted model, not a curated record
AUGCAUAUCGCCUCACCAUUUCUCUCUUUGAGCACAUCCUUCCGCUCCAGAAGCUCAAAAUCAAGCAGCGACACCUCAAGCCCAAGUUCAACAACAACCUCACCACCCUCCUCCCCAACUUCCACCCACUCGCCCCAGAGCUCUCCACACCACCUCUUCAACCUAGCCUUCCACCCCUCCAAAGCCCAUACCCACACAUUCAGAGAGCAACUUGACAGUGUCAGGCACAAAAAUAGCCCCGGAAAUCCAUCAACCCGCCCGCGCCCGGUCUCCGAUACCCCCCACAAUGCCCACAGCGUGCUCCCCUGUGCUAUCCUACGCGGCCGCUCAGCAAUGGUUGUCCGCCGACGACCGUCUAAGAUCGAUAUGGCGUUGAGCGAAGAGCGGUCGCGAUGUGAUGGGGACUCUAUUGAGAGACAGGGGUUGGGGCUGAUGGAACCUCGGCCGGUGGAUCUGGGGAUUGGGGAGGUGAAGCCCAGCUUUGUGAUGGGCGGUAUCUUUGAGGUUAUGGAGGGGCGGGCUUAG